UCUAAUUACGUUAUGGCUAUGUCGCGUGCGCUAAACGGCAACACAUUGGCGCUUACCGGUCUGUUUGUGUGUAUUAUUUAAUUUCAGUUAUGGCUACGGAUUCUUGUGGAGGAGGACAAGUCUUUCGAAAGUUUACCCAGUUCAGCGGAAUAAUUCUGUAAAAUCACAUCUUGUGCCAUCGAUAAGUGUGGCUUAACUUGGGAAUCUUCAAAAGAUUAGCUACUGGACUGGGGAUGCAGCCAAAACUCGUCUCAGUUUUCCGUGUCUGCUCUGUCAGCUAGCUAGCUAACUAGCUAGCAAGGCUAUCCAUCCUAGCUAACUCUUUCCGACUCUGCUAACGUUUGCUUUUUUGAAGAGGGCCCAGCUUACUAGCUAGCGUUACUUGUCUUUAGUUGCUUGUCUCAAAUUUACUCUUUUGCCUGAAGUAGCGUUAUUCAAGCGUUCAAKAGUUGGUUGAGCACCAGUCGACCCGAAGAGGCCGCUCCGGCUAAAUUACAAGUUAUUAGCACGUUAGCUUAGUUAGCCAUAUAACGUUAGCUAGCUUUUUUUGUUGUUGAAUUUUUAUAGCUAUAUCUGGGUAGUUGCCAACAAACAGCAGGGUUUUUGUAUUGGGCAUAGCCAUCUCUACAUCCCGCUGCAAUACCCAUUUUAGAUGUAAGGGUGUCUUUGCAGCAGUUUGGAACAUUUGACUUCGAGAUUAGAAAGAUUUGUUGCUGUUCAGGGCCCUGAAACUCAAUAUUAGCUUGCUAGUCUGCCUGAGUUGGGAGUGGCUAGAGGUUUGCAUUAGCUGGUUAGCRAGCUAGCUAACAAACAAGGUCAGAUGUUCUUAUAUCGCACCCGUCUAUAGUGCGUAGGAUAAACAAAACGUAGUAACACAAACUCUAUAGAAAAACAAUGUAUUAAUGACCUGUUAAACCACGGUCAGAUUGACAGCGGGUGUGUUUCAAUAGCCGUAUCAUCAUCAGGCGCAGGGAUAGGAAACCCCGCACUGGUCAAAUAGUUUGUAUAAACUACCAAUCUGGAUUUAUCCGUUGCUGGGCUAAAGAUUGGGUGCCACACUAGCCUGUUCAAUAUAGCUUCUUUCCCUGUACAUUUGAUGGACGUGAUUAGAUAUUUUCUAGACGGCUACUGUUGCUAUCGUCAUGCGAUUCUGGCUAGUCAGAAUUCUGACCUGUACAUAGUCGUGUUGAAUAACAKUCAGUGGACGUAAUGUAGCUCUGUAGAAAGAUAGACCAAAAAUCUUUUUUUUUUUUUUUUACUUGUUAGAUUUACAAGAGUAUUGGUUACGUCAAAAAUGAAUAUAAUGUUUGAUAGCUAGUUAGUGCUUUAACUCAAAAUAGAAUAGCCAGCCAGCGGAAUAGCGAGGCUAAAUUGAAUUAACAGCCGAUGAUUGAAGACUGAGAACGUUGUCAUUCUGGAUCAAGAAACCUUGUCUUUAGUCUCUGGUUGGAGUAACACUCCCAAGCCAUCAUCAAUGCCUUCAGCGCUGGCCGUCUUCUCCUGCCGUCCGAAUUCACACCCUUUUCAGGAACGUCAUGUCUACCUGGACGAGCCAGUCAAGAUCGGGCGCUCUGUGGCACGAUGCCGACCCGCUCAGAACAAUGCUACGUUCGACUGCAAGGUUCUAUCAAGGAACCAUGCCCUUCUCUGGUUCGAUCACAAGACUGGCAAGUUCUACCUCCAGGACACUAAAAGCAGUAACGGGACGUUCAUCAACAGCCAGCGUCUGAGCCGGGGGUCCGAGGAAAGCCCCCCCUGCGAGGUCCUCUCUGGCGACACCAUCCAGUUUGGGGUUGACGUCACAGAGAACACGCGCAAAGUCACUCAUGGCUGCAUAGUGUCUACAAUCAAGCUGUUUCUACCUGACGGCAUGGAGGCUCGACGACGAUCAGAUGUCAUCCAAGCACCUUUACCACUUCCUGUUGAUAAGAGCUCCUCUCCUCCUGGCCUAAACACAGAGCUCCUCUCCUCCUGGCCUAAACACAGAGCUCCUCUCCUCCUGGCCUAAACACAGAGCGCCUCUCCUCCUGAUCUAAACACAGAGACCCUCUCUGCCUGACCAGAGCGACAGGUUUAUUUUAGGGCCCCGUGAAGGAGAGGGUUGCCCUGUAACCGUGUUAACCUAGCAUCAUGCAGCACAGCCCUAGCUGAUGGUCUGAGCCCAGGCGACGCUAUAUCUGACUACAGCAUCUGGACCUGUCAUAUUAACUGACUCUUUACUGAGACGCUGACUCAUGACUCACACUGACUCUUUACUGAGACGCUGACUCAUGACUCACUGACUCUUUACGAGACGCUGACUCAUGACUCACACUGACUCUUUACUGAGACGCUGACUCAUGACUCACACUGACUCUUUACUAGACGCUGACU
This is a messenger RNA of Salvelinus sp. IW2-2015, 2373 nucleotides long. RefSeq names its product sarcolemmal membrane-associated protein. The record is from RefSeq and is a predicted model, not a curated record. NCBI's taxonomy places the organism in Eukaryota, Metazoa, Chordata, Actinopteri, Salmoniformes, Salmonidae. Gene Ontology annotation, molecular function: protein binding. Gene Ontology annotation, biological process: regulation of voltage-gated sodium channel activity; protein localization to plasma membrane; regulation of membrane depolarization during cardiac muscle cell action potential.